Patella vulgata (common limpet) is the source of this 2155-nucleotide messenger RNA. RefSeq lists its product as uncharacterized. The transcript has 2 exons. Bases 266 to 1984 code for a protein of 572 amino acids. The record is from RefSeq and is a predicted model, not a curated record. Lineage: Eukaryota; Metazoa; Mollusca; Gastropoda; Patellidae.
UUAGACUGUUAGACAUGGAGGUCGCACAAUAUUCGUCAAUGUUAUUAAGCAGAGCACCUAAAUGGAAGACCUGUUUUAUUUUGAUGAUGCUUCUAGUUGUUUUGUCCAUGUACUUGCCUACCAUUCAAAUUUUAAAAACUCGAGUAAUUCACUCUCCAACAGUCAAAUCCCAUUUUCUGGUCGACACGGAAGUUUGCCGUAUUCCCAAUGUGGAUCCAUUCGAUUCGUCCAUUAAAUUUUUGGUAAAGGACAAGAACUUCAUCAAAUGUCGAGGUGUGACGUCAUUGACCUUUCAAGAAGGCCAAAGGUUCGGUUAAACGUAGAUGUGAUAAAUACUAAAUAUAAAGGACAGUUUUCUUAUUGUGAAUAUCAUGGUAUAAACCGUGGCAACAACAAGGAUGACAAUAAAUACCAAUAUACACAGAAUGUGACGAUAUUUAAGAGGGAUAUUGUGGUUACUGAACAGUUUAUACGUGUUAAAUGUUAUGAUAAAUCACACAGUGUUAUAUAUUCUAAUUACCACGCCUUUAUCUUACCACAACCAAUCAGGCUUCAGCAAUUAAAGACACGCUUUAGUAAGCACCAGGAAGAGAAAAAACCGCUGGAAACUUUAAACGUUGCUAUGGUUGGUGUCGAUUCUCUUUCGAGAUUAAAUCAUAUUAGAAGUAUGCCUAAAACGCGUGACUACCUAUUACGUCACAUGGAUGCAAUAGAGUUACAAGGCUACACCAAAGUCGCUGAUUGUACUAUGGUUAAUAUCGUUCCCAUGACAACCGGCCGUUUUGCGGAAGAGUUGCCAUGGGAUGAAAAUAAAAGUAGGGAACCUUUCGAUAAAUAUAACUUCAUAUGGAAGAAUUUUUCUUCUAGUGGCUACUCUACUUUGUAUGCUGAGGAUCAUCCUCGGCUUAACGGUUUUAAUUAUUUUAAAAGUGGAUUUCACGUUCCACCUGCCGAUCACUAUUAUCGUCCAUUUGCUCUGGCCGUAGAGAGAGAUAACUCUGUAUGGACGGCGCGCCAUCAUUGUGUUGGUGAUCGAUUUGAAACAACCCUGGUUCUUAAUUACACGACAGAUUUCAUGAAAUUAUAUCACAGGCUCCCAUACUUUAGUUUCAGUUUUCUAAGCAGAUUAACACACGAUUUAAUAUCGAAUGCGGCCUCUGCUGACAUUCCCUAUUCAAACAUGUUUAGGAAUGUUCACACUCAGGGCCUACUUAACAACACCGUGUUGAUAUUUUUCAGUGAUCACGGAAUAAGAUUUGGAAAGAUCCGACAAACCUACAUCGGGAAAUUGGAAGAACGGCUGCCGGUGAUGUUUUUUGUUUUUCCAAAAUGGUUUUAUAAGAAAUAUCCCCAAAUAACACAAAAUUUAAAAAUAAAUCAAAAUCGAUUGACGACACCUUUUGAUAUUUACGAAACUUUAAAGGAUAUUUUGCAUUUUACUGGUUCUGUCAAAGGUGAUGUGGACGUUAAACAAAGGGGGAUAAGUCUAUUUGAAGAAAUCCCUGUGUCUAGAUCAUGUGACCAUGCUGGUAUAUUACCACAUUGGUGUGUUUGUAUGUCACAACAAGAGUUAUCUAGCAAUGAUAAUUUUUAUAACAUGAGCGUAAAUUAUUUGAUAAAUUACAUAAAUCAACAAUUCGUGUUAAAUAACGUUACAGACAUAUGUUGGCCAUUAAAAUUAGGACGUACGAAAUCGGUCCACAUGAUAAAAAACAACGACAAACUUUUGAAGUUCAAGAAAACUAAGAAUGAAGUUAUAAACAGAAUUGUGUCAUUUAAUAAAAAACGUGUACAUUCAAAAUUUAUUUUUCAAGUAGAAGUAUCACUGAUGCCCGGAUCAGGAGAAUUUGAAGCAGCCGUCCAGUACGACGAAACAACUAGAAAAUUCACAAUGGCCGGGGAUAUUAGCCGAAUAAACAAAUAUGGACAUGAUUCCGAUUGUGUCCAUGGGAAUUUGCUUCGUAAAUUAUGUUUCUGUAGAUAACAUUGAAAUCAUGGGGAGAUGAUUCCUCCGUAAAUUGUUCUAAAUGUGUAUUGUGUUUCCUGCUGACAAAAAAAAUAAAAUAUUAAAAUAUUGAAAACAAUAAAUGGCUAUUUAUUUUUAGUUGUACCUUACAGGCAGACAAGGGCGUGGAUUUGUCGUAACUUUUUUUUG